AUGGCUGACCAAAAAUUGCAACACACCAAGGCGUUUGUGGUCGAGCACCUAGACCCCGAGCUAGGUCCGUGGUCCGCCUUGGAAUAUGCGGCCAUUGCCCGCGAGUCUCACGCCAGCGGUGCUCGUUUCUUGCUCAGCUCGGUGCCAGCGGAGCUGCAGAUGCCCGCCGACUUGGCUGCGACGCAGGGCCUGGAAGUUGAGCAACGGAGCGUGGAGGACAUCUUUGCGGACCGCAAGGAAAAGGUGUGUCUGCUGGAUCCUGCCGCCACGACGGAAUUGAGCCCAGAGGAUGGUGAUAUUUUUGAGGUGUUCCUCUUUGGUGGUAUCUUGGGCGAUGACCCCCCACGCGAUCGUACUUCUGAGCUCCGUAAGAAGGGCUACACGGGCCGUCGCCUCGGCCCCAAGCAGAUGACAACGGAUACCGCCGUUCGUGUCACUCGAAUGAUUGUGCAUGACCGAGUCCCAUUGGAGGAGAUCCCGUAUGUGGACUAUCCGGAGAUUCUGAUCAACGAGCACGAGCGGACCGAAAUGCCCUUCCGCUACGUCAAGGAUGCUCAAGGCGAACCGAUCAUGCCCGCUGACGUCGAUUAUACCAUGCUUUCACGGUCAAUACUUCUGCUGCUGGCCCCGGCGCUAGCAGCAGCGGCCAAGUCCGCCGCAGACUAUUAUGUUCACUCACUGCCCGGCGCUCCCAAGGGUCCGUUGUUGAAGAUGCAUGCUGGCCACAUCGAGGUGGACGAAGCGAACAAUGGCAACCUAUUCUUCUGGCACUAUCAAAAUCGACACAUUGCGAACCGACAGCGAACGGUGAUCUGGCUGAACGGGGGUCCUGGCUGUAGCUCAAUGGACGGCGCGUUGAUGGAGGUCGGACCAUACCGGCUCAAGGACGACCAUACACUGGAAUACAACGAAGGGUCCUGGGACGAAUUUGCCAAUCUGCUUUUUGUGGAUCAGCCGGUGGGGACGGGCUUCAGCUACGUGAAUACGGACAGCUAUAUUCAUGAGCUCAACGAAAUGUCGGCUCAGUUUAUUGUAUUCUUGGAGAAGUUCUUUGCGUUGUUCCCCGAGUAUGAGAACGAUGAUCUCUAUCUGGCGGGAGAAUCAUAUGCAGGCAUGCAUAUCCCCCACAUUGCGACCGCCAUCAAAACGCGCAACGAGAAGCUCGAGAAAGAGGGCAAGUCCAAGUGGCCCUUGAAAGGACUGCUGAUUGGUAAUGGCUGGAUCUCGCCUUACGACCAAUCCCCAUCCUACUUUGAAUUCAGUAAAGCGGCGGGCUUGAUCAAAGAAGGCACAGAGGACUAUCGUGAGAUCGAAGCACUCAAUUCAGUGUGCCUGGCCGCGCUGGAAGAUCCUCACAGCAAGGAGAUGGUCAAUAUCGGCCAGUGUGAGAGUGUUCUGCAUGGGAUCACCCAUCUGCGAUCGGACGAGGGCAAAUGUGUCAACACUUACGACGUGCGUCUGGAGGAUUCGUUUCCCGCGUGUGGCAUGAACUGGCCUCCAGACUUGGUGGAUAUCACCUCAUACCUGCGCCGCCAGGACGUGAGGGAGGCCUUGCACGUCAACCCGGCCAAGACGGCGGGGUGGACCGAGUGCAAUUCCGCCGUCAGUUCGACCUUCCGUGCCAGCCAUUCCACUCCCGGUGUCCGGUUGCUGCCUGCGCUGCUUGAGUCGGACGUCAAUGUGCUCCUCUUCAGUGGUGAUCAGGAUCUCAUUUGCAACCAUCUCGGUACUGAAAAUCUGAUUCACAACAUGAAUUGGAAGGGCGCCACCGGGUUCGAGACCGACCCGGGCGUCUGGGCUCCGCGUCACGACUGGAGUUUCGAGGGCGAGCCCGCCGGACUUUACCAGUAUGCGCGCAAUCUGACCUACGUCCUCUUCUACAAUGCCAGCCACAUGGUCCCCUUUGAUCAGCCGCGCCAGUCACGCGAUAUGCUCGAUCGAUUCAUGGGCGUUGACAUCGCCAGCAUCGGCGGCAGUCCCGCCGACUCGCGGAUCGACGGGGAAAAGCUCCCUCAGACCUCAGUCGGGGGUCACCCCAACAGCACCGCUGCCGAAGAGCAAGAGUACAAGAAGGUCAAAGAGGCCGAGAACCAUGCCUACGCCAAGUCCGGUGAAGCCAUCCUGGUCAUUGUGAUCAUUGGAGUGACCAUCUGGGGCUUCUUCAUCUGGCGGUCACGCCGCACCCACCGCGGUUACAGUGGCGUGAAGAAUCCCGAGAAUCGAACUCGCGUUCGAUCCGGGUCUGGGUCGGUGCUUGAUCGAUUCCAUCCCAAGCGGUCGACCCCUGCGGAUGUCGAGGCGGGUGAUUUCGACGAGUCCGAGUUGGACACUUUGCACUCGCCGGGUGUUUCUCAUGAGCACUAUGUUGUCGGGGAUGAUCUCAGCGACGAUGAGGGGCAGGAACAUCGGUCCAUGGGUGGUCGUCCACCAGCGACGUCUUGA
Penicillium oxalicum is the source of this 2442-nucleotide messenger RNA. RefSeq names its product Pheromone-processing carboxypeptidase kex1. The transcript is spliced from 7 exons. Gene Ontology annotation, molecular function: protein-arginine omega-N monomethyltransferase activity; serine-type carboxypeptidase activity. Lineage: Eukaryota; Fungi; Ascomycota; Eurotiomycetes; Eurotiales; Aspergillaceae. Gene Ontology annotation, biological process: proteolysis; peptidyl-arginine methylation. The record is from RefSeq and is a predicted model, not a curated record. The coding region runs from base 1 to 2442 and encodes 813 amino acids.